Oncorhynchus keta (chum salmon) is the source of this 2481-nucleotide messenger RNA. RefSeq names its product leucine zipper protein 2-like. The record is from RefSeq and is a predicted model, not a curated record. The transcript has 13 exons. Lineage: Eukaryota; Metazoa; Chordata; Actinopteri; Salmoniformes; Salmonidae. The coding region runs from base 656 to 1771 and encodes 371 amino acids.
CCCAUGCCUGUUAAUGCAACACAAUUCUACUCCGAUGCGCUCUGCAUAAAUUGGGAGAACAGUGCACAAAACUCUGCAUCCAGAGGACACUGAUCCAAUUCUAAUCAAAGUAAAUAUAUAUUCUGCUUGGCCAAACAUUUUUUUUCUUUCGAGUGAGAACAAACAUUAAUGUUGAUCCCUGUCAAUACCCUACUCCCCCAAUGGUAAUGCCUUUCUUUAACUCGAUGUGGAAAUCCAAUUAAUUUUGCCAUUAUCAAAAACAGGCUAGCCCAGGUUGGCGCAAGGUAACAACGCAUUAGCCAGUGUUCAUGAACGCUUGACUGGGUGCAAGUGGAUUUGGUCCUCGGAAAAUUGCUUUGUGAGGGGGUGUGGAGCGACCUACAGCUACAUUUUAGCCUGCCUCGCACAGCUAAAUCGAGAGGUCAUUCUUUUGACUUGGAUGCUUCUGUCAGAUUGCUGCCCGUUGUUAUCUCUCUCGUCAGCCAGGACCCCAUGCAGUUGUCAAUGCAGGUGCCCGAGUGUAAUUCAUUUUGAUGGAUUCUGAAUGUUUCGCUGCUCUUAGAAAGAAAACAAAGACUCUUGUUAUUGGUAAUCUAGCUGGCGUAAAUAAAAUGUGUGAGCUGCGCUUCUGCUGCACCAGAAGGAGGACUCACCAAUGCAAGAUGAUUCCCAUACAGCAAAAGUAAACAAAAAAAUACAAGGCUAUGAGGGGCUGGAGCAGAAGCUGAAGGAGGUCUUCACAGAGCGGACUGGCAUCCUGCGUCAACUUUCCAAGACUACAAAGGAACUGGACAGCAUAAAAGGCAACCUUCAGACACUGAAAAAUGAUGACUCCGUGACCAAGAAGGAUGUCCAGAGAAUCCUGGAACUCAGCCACAAGCAGAGGGAAGAGAUGAAGUCCCUCCAGACUGCAUUGCAGAAGCAGCUGGACGAGGCAACGGAACAAGCCGAGAAACAGCAGGCCACAAUCAAGUUCCUCAAGAUGGAGAUGGAGAAAAAGACCAAAAUAAUCAAGGACCUGCAACAGGAGAACAAGAGCUUGAAAAAUAAACUGCUAUCUGGCAACAAGCUGUGUGAUGUCCAUGCUGAAGAGUCCAAAAAAAUCCAGGCUCAACUGAAAGAGCUGCGGUACGGGAAAAAGGAUUUAGUUUUCAAGGGACAGCAGCUAAUGGAUCUGGAGCACAAGUUGACCAUUGCCAAAGAAGAGUUGGAAAAGGCCGCACUGGACAAGGAGUCUCAGUUGAAGGCACUGAAGGACACAGUGCACAUCUGCUUCUCUGCUGUUCUGCACAACCAGCACACCAGCAGCCACAGGUUCCCCGCCACCCCCACCCACUUGUUCAGAUACUCCUCACUCGUCAACAGCUCCAGAGUCACCUUUCAGCAGCCACAUGCCAAGGAUAUCCCGAAGGUUCAGAGAAUCAUCAUGGCCAGUAAAUCGCCUGCGAACAUUGGGGUAAUGAGGAGAGAAAGUAAUCCCGGAGUCAAGGACUGCCAGAUGGAAAAGAUUGGCGGGGAUUGCUUCCAAAACCAGACGGAGACAGAAUCCUCUCCCGACAGUAAAAAGCUGCUUGAACAGCAGUCAGCAGCUCUGGACGUUAUGUUUACCCCGGACCAGGCCCUGAUCAUCCAGGUCUUGAAAAGAGGAAGUGGAGGCGAAAGAGAGCAAAGGACCGCAGCGCAGAUUGGAAAAUCUAAUGCAAAGCCUUCCGAUGACAGGGAGGAUGUAGAGGGAGGCAGCAAAAACACAAAACUACACAAAAACAACUGAAUGGAUGGGAUAUCAAUGGAGAUGCAUAAAAUCUGGAGAUCUUUUUUUCAGAGCACAUACUUGUGCGCGCACACACACACACACACACACACACACACACAGUUUGCAGACGAGACACAGGAAUUGUUGGAUGAAAACAAACUUCUCAACCGUGAAAUUUUUAACUUUCUCGAUUGAAAACCUGCAUAAUAAAAUGGCAUGCAUUCUAGACUUCUUUUAAAGGUAGCAAUGGCACUGGUAACUUGUUUUAUGAUUGUUCAUUGUUUUUUUUUCCAGAGUGAGGACACUACUUUCUACAGUAAAUGUGUGUUAUUUCUAAAUAAAUCCCUUUGCACUGGUAAGGUCAUGAUAUCCUGGUAUGUAAGUACUCCCAUUAUCAAAAACUGCUGUAACACCAAACUUACAAAUAUGGUUUGUCAGUCAUUGUAGCAAGGUUAAUUUACUCUCUCCUCCAUAUUUUGAACUAUAUAGGCUCUCAAGUUGGCUGGCCAACUUCUUUCAACAUUUAAUAUUUCAGAGCUCUUUCUGCCUUUAACAUGCUAGAGGUGAAGAGCCAAAGACUCACAAUGAGUCGUCUCCCUGAGAAUGUGCCAUGCACUGAGUAGUUACUCCUAGCUACAUUUAUUUCUGUUAUUUGACCUUUCUGUGUUCUUUCAAUAAACUGUGAUUUUCAGUAAAUGUGUGAAGAUUAAAUGGAUAUUUGUGGAGAA